UCUCAAAAGUACUAUCUAAUGAUAAUCUGUUUCUUCGGGAAGAAGUUGAGUAUCAUCCCAGAAAAUAGUGACAAACUUGUGAAAUGGUUUUUCACUUUGCUUUCGCAUGAAGCAUUUUGUAAACAAUGUUCACAGAAAUAUCCGAUGACUCGUCAAAACAUCAGCUGUCCAGGCUUAGAGUUGGGACAUUUGAAAAUGAAGUUUCACUUGGUUUCAAGUGCACUCAGAAGGACUGUUGGGUGCAUUCUUUAUAAGGAGGGUACUCGAAGGCCUGGUUUAAGUUUGAAAGUAUGCUGCCAAUAGAGCUGAGAGCACACUUUGUAUAGGAUACGAAGUUGACUUGCGCAUCAUCAGCUUCUCAGGCUUUUUUGUUUUUCAGUGAAGUGAACACAGAUACCCUACAUAAGCUUGGCUUGUUGUUGGUUGGGUAGCUUUGGUGAUGGUACUUUGAAAGUCUUACGUGUUGAGUGGCAAGCCUCGUUGGAAACAAAAACAACCAAGUGAACCUAUCUUCCACGUACCGAAAUGUUGUUUUAUUAUAAAAGCAGUUGGAAAAUAAGGUUCUUCCUAUUGGCUUUGAAUUGCUGGAGAGAUACUUUAUCUUUGUGGAACAUAACAACAAGGAAUCUACACUGAAUUUCAUACAGCCACCAACCGGAAAUGACAUAAAUUCCCAUAGCUUUCCAUAAAGUACUCGUUAGAAUUUUGAUAUUCGAAGGAUAUAGCAACAGACGAUUGGUAUUAUCCAGUACCUCAGUAACAUAAGUGUGCCAAGUAGUAAAUAUACGUCUAUUCUUCAUUUCCGUAUCGACAUUGAAAGUCGCUCGGGAUAGUUGCAUUGUAAUAAGGAAUAAAGUUUAGCUUCAAUUA
Molecule: messenger RNA, 870 nt
Organism: Galdieria sulphuraria
Lineage: Eukaryota; Rhodophyta; Bangiophyceae; Galdieriales; Galdieriaceae
Exons: 2
Coding region: 19-303 (94 amino acids)
Source: RefSeq, a predicted model, not a curated record